Molecule: messenger RNA, 1009 nt
Organism: Piliocolobus tephrosceles (Ugandan red Colobus)
Lineage: Eukaryota; Metazoa; Chordata; Mammalia; Primates; Cercopithecidae
Exons: 3
Coding region: 55-975 (306 amino acids)
Source: RefSeq, a predicted model, not a curated record
GAUGUAAAAGAUGUAAAAGAUGUAAAAGAUGUAAAAGAUGUGGAAAACGAAAUUAUGCUUCAUUUAAAAAGUAUUAAAUAUUAUAACAAUAAAAGAUUACCUAUUCAUAAUAAACAAACAGAUGAUGGUGAUGUUAAUGAAGUUAACAAGAACAACAGUCAAAUAGAAAAAGAAUUAUUACUACUUGAAUCAACUAACACUGAUGAAGCAAAAGACGAACAAACUGUAACAAAUAAAAAUUUUUAUUUUUUAAAUAAUAAAUUAUAUACUAAUGAAAUAUAUAAUAAAAAAAUUACAGAAGCUUAUUUAACUCAAAUUGUUCAACUUCCUCAUAUUCUUUUUGAUGAAAAAAAAGAACCCUGUUUUCUUAUGAAAUUUGAACAGUAUCUUCUAAUUAAACAGGAAUUUAUAACAAAAAUGCAAGACAUAACUGAGAAAUUUAUAAAUAAGAUGCUUUUUCUGAACAAAGAAAAAAAGGAGCUUCUCUGUGUUUUUGAAAAGGAUAUAAAAGAAUUAACUUCACAACAUAUGCUUAACAAUGUCAGUAAAUAUGAAAAUUUAAAAAAAAGAUCUAAGCGAGUUAUUCAGACGUUGUUAACAUAUAUAAAUCGCGAAAAAGGUAUUGAACAUUUUAUACUAAAAAAGUGCCCAAGUUUUUAUAAUAAAAAAUAUGAGGAAAGCAAUAAUAUGGCAUUAUGUGAAAAUGUAUUUAAAAAAAAUGAACACAUAAUAAAAGGUUUGGGCUAUAACUUUGAUGAUAGUAACAUUAUCACUAGUAGUAACGCUAGUGAUAGUAGUAAUACGAAGAUAGCUGAACUUAUAGGGGCAAACACAAAAGAAGAAAUAAACGAAAGUGGAGAACAUGAAAUUAUUAGUGAAAAGGCAAAUGUCGAAACAUUAGAAGAGAACAAAUAUGUAACAAUAAAAAUGUGUAUAGAAAAAAAAUAUAAACGAAAAUUUUUUAUUUCGGGAUAAUUUAAUUAAUGAAGAGUUGAUGAAUAUUUUGUCU